AUGGCUCUCCAUCUCUCUGCUCAAAACCCAGUCGUUGAGCAGCAGAAAGUGAUAAUAUCAAACAAACAUGGUGAAAAACUGAUGGGCUUAUUACAUGACAAUGGAUCCAACGAGAUUGUUAUAUUAUGCCAUGGUUUUCGUUCCACAAAGGAAGACGAUAUUAUGGUGAAUCUUGCCAAGGCAUUAGAAAAGGAAGGAAUCGCUGCCUUCCGUUUCGACUUUGCUGGAAAUGGGGAAAGUGAAGGUUCAUUUGCAUAUGGUAAUUACUGGAGAGAGGCAGAUGAUUUACGUGCUGUAAUUGAACACUUCCGUGCAGAAAGCCGUGCCAUAAGUGCAAUUCUUGGGCAUAGUAAAGGUGAUGGCAAAUCGGCAGUAGUAUACCCACCAUUGAUGGGUAUGGACUGUGGAAAUGUGUUUGCUGAUUCUGUUGCUAAAGAUAUAGCAGUGAAAAGUCAUUUGAGGUGGCGAUGGAUCCAAUGGCAAGCUCUCAGAGGUGAUGUGGUGCUCCUAUAUGCUUCAAAAUAUCAGGAUAUCAGUACAAUUUUCAAUAUUUCUGGCCGUUACGAUCUGAAGAGAGGCAUCGAAGAACGGAUUGGAAAAUAUUUUAUGGAAACGAUCAAGCAGGAUGGAUUCAUCGAUGUCAAGAAUAGAACAGGAAGUGUUAUUUAUCGCGUGACUGAGGAAAGUUUGAUGGAUCGUCUGAAUACUGAUAUGCAUAAAGCAUGUCUUGCGAUCAAUAAGGAUUGCAGGGUCUUUACCAUUCAUGGAUCUGCUGAUGAAAUCAUCCCAGUGGAGGAUGCAUUAGAGUUUGCCAAGAUCAUACCAAAUCACGAUCUACACAUCAUAGAAGGAGCAAAUCAUAGCUACACCUCGCAUCAAACUGAGUUGGUAUCUGUUGUUUUGAACUUAAUGAAAGCAACCUUACAGCGCGAAGAAGGGGACAUGGGCGAUAGCCCUAAUUGGGAAAUUGGGUGA
Messenger RNA from Dovyalis caffra, 975 nucleotides. The record is from the annotation of a GenBank genome assembly. NCBI's taxonomy places the organism in Eukaryota, Viridiplantae, Streptophyta, Magnoliopsida, Malpighiales, Salicaceae.